CAACGGACCUUCAUUUCCAAACAAGUAGCGCACCCAUAAGGACCCUACAUUGGACGCAAGUUGCUACCCCACAAUGUCUUGAGUUUGUUGUUGAUACAACAGUAAUUCUAGAUAUUAGUGUACGAGAUUGGCGCGUUUACGGCGUUUCUGUCUCGUUCAUGCUUUCACCCAUCACGCUUUCGACUCUGUCACGACGUUGCUCAUUCUUGCCCAUCAAAAUGGAAGCCUGUGGUGCCAUUUCUGUUGCUGUGCGUGUAUUGUGCGCUGGAAAAUCCCAACGGCGCCUCUAAGAGUGCGCAAAUGCAAAGUGAGGUUCCUGGGCUCUAGCUUCUCCAUAAGAAGAUCGUACGCUUCAAGGACAGGUCUCAGUGCUUUAUCCCCAGCCCGACCAUUUGGACAGUUCGUAAUGCUUCAUUAGUGCUUAGAAAGGGGUACAGCGGAGUCGAGUAGUACGUCCUUAUCAUCAGUUGUUGAUAGUAGAAAAAAGGCGAACUCGGCAAAUCGAUCGAAUAGGCCUUCUGAGCUUCAGCAAUUUAGCCCCUGUGUGGACUACAGCAAACUGUUGCUAGCAGAAUUAUGGUAGCUAGACCGGCUUGCUUCUAGUCGCCGCAUCUCCUCUGAAGCCCGCUACAUGUCCGGGCAGAGUAGUCGUAUGGGCCGCGUGUGCUGGUGAGCGCUCUUCUGUGCAAUGAUCUUUUUAAGCUCCCAUCCCAUGGACCGCGGACCUCGUCCAAUGCCGCAGUCUGCAAUCACCAACAGCCUCGCCAUUGCCGCGGUCAUCUAUCUCAGCAUCUUUACUGUGCAGCCUGUGUCAAUAUCAGUGCAUGUCCGUGCCAUUGUAAAGCGAAGGCAACAAAAUUCGAUAGUUAUCCUGUUUAGUUAUUGCUGAGACAUGUAUAUUCAACGAUAGAUUGACGAGGGUUUGCCGGCCUACUCAACCCAUCGUCUACAUAUCAAGUGAACUUGCUGCCGCCUGGUAGCGGAUCGUGUAUACAUCACGUAUAUGCAAUGUACACUUAGUGGCUGUAACAGACCACUGCAAUACAACAAUACCGUUUCGGAAAAUGAUGAAGUGUUGAGGCGAUAAGCAACGGCCCUUUCAAGGCGUGGCGGUGAUUAUUGUUGUCGCCGCCGUCGUUGUUAGAAUACUUUUGAACUGAUUUGCAGCAGCGCUAGCGUUGGUCUGAUCGUACAGUGACACCCUAUUGUGACAACAAAAUGCUUUCUGUGCGACGUUGCAGCAACAGCAUGACCGAGGCAGUGGUUUCGAGGGCAAGCCAGGCGGGCCUGGCAAUGAGUGCUCCAAAGCCCCAACAGCCACUGAGUGCCGCCUCGCCAGCGGUCGAUACUGUAAAUGUGAGUAUGUUAUUGUUUUUCGUCUUUUUCUUGCAUGUUUGUUGAUUUGUGUGAUUCGUUACCUUAAAUACGUGGCAGCUGGUAGCCUGACCCUGUUCGAUGCAAAGGCAUCAAGUGUAGACAGGGUCCAUAAAGUAAUAUGGCAGUAAUUUAAACUUUUUUAUACCGACAUAGUUGUCAUGAAGUUCUCUACAUCAGCAGACUGAUUUUUCUAUUUAUGAGUAAAUACUAAUUUGCUUAUAGACUCAGUUGUGUUACAUACAUUAUACUGAUUUGUUAUUUUCAAAUAUCAAUAGAUGAAUAGAUGGAGUGAGCGGUAGUGUUUCUCGGAAAAGAUUUUAUAUAGGUCAUACAAAGAGCAAAACAUCUAAUCCAUCGGCAUCUGCUGAGCUGAUUCCGGUCAGUUUUAUCUGGGAAUGAGCAGAGCGUGCGUUUUGACAAUAUGCUAUUUCGAACCCGCUUAUUAUGAAUCAUAUUAUCAGCAAUUUCAUAAGGCAAAUAUUAGAACUAAGCACAAUCGCGAUAUUAUUGGGUGGCAUCAGCACCAGCACGAGAAGCAUCGAAGUGUGUGUUAGCGGUGUUUUUCCCCAAUGUGUCUGUCUAUCACUCCUAAGCCAUGGCUAAAUAUAAAUCUUGCGUAAGCCGGUUUUGUCAUGCAUGUUUCUGCAAAUUUACAUGACAUGUAGGCAGAUUGGAUUGGCUUGAGUUAAUAUGCAUGUGCUUCUUAGGCUCGUUUUCGUCGAGAGCGUUUGAAGUGUGAUUCGCAGUCGCGUCAGCUAGAGCGGUCGCAGAAUAGAAUAGCAACGUGUAUUUUUCGCCACGUCUGCCAAGUAAUGUGCUUUGGUCUUUGGCAGAAACAGGUACCGACCACUCGACGUUUCGAAAUGGAUAUUCCUACUCUAUUUCCUUCCGUUAGAUAGCAUGCUCAUUAUCGCUAAGUUGCUUUUGCCACACAAUUUCCUAGAAGGGUCAGUUGCGUGUACUAAUUCGUUGAUUCAUGCGACGCGCAGCUUACGAAUCUCAAACUUGGCGACCAAGUGUUGGAGCAACAGAUGUAUUUAUUGGAUAAAGCAUUUUUACGUUUAUUGGAAUCUUAUGGACUCGGAAAUGAACCCGUUACGUUUGAAACUAUUGUGCAUUCUCUCAAGCAAUACAUCGUCUCACAUGGACUCUUCCACGUGUCUCGUCCAGACGUAAUAAUUUGCUCCGGUGAUCCUCUGGGUGUAUUAUUCAAAAGGACGUCAUUUACCAAUCGAGAGGCUGUAAGCCUAAUCAGGAAGCACAUAUCUCCUGUGUUCACUCAAAAACGACACGAUGUUGGAUCGCCUGCGUGUAUUAAAGCGUCGACGGACGUAAAGGUACUGGAUGGGGUCAACGAUGACCACAAGGCUAGUUCAUCUGAAGAGGAGUCAGAAAGCGUUGAAGAACUGGACGUGGAAAUCGCCUUUAGUGAACAAGGCAGUGGGAGUGGCCUGUCGCUCUUCGAAGAAUUCCAAGAUAGUGGCAAGAGGAUCGUUGGCUCGCUAUCCUCAUCUGAUUCGUUGUCCGAUCUGGACGAACUUGAUGAUCCCGAAGAUCGUACGGCAGCAAGCGUUGUAUCGAUACUUUCUGAGUAUAACGAAUUUGAACCGCUUAGUGACGGCGGCUCAGAUGAUGAUCUCGAAUCUUUCUCAAGUGACUCUGAUCUCGAAAUACAUAUUGUUGAGGAGAAGGUCACGGUGGAGAGCGUCGGGUACGAAGAUCACGGGUUCUUCGCCGAUAGCUCGGACGCCGAUGUUAGCAACACUGCCAAUACGGAGCACACGGUGGAGAAUCCGUGGUUUUGCAAGUGUCAGAGUGAUGAGGCGAAGAGCAGCAAAGGCUUUUGCCACAGUUGCUGGACAGCACAGUUCGGCUGGCGCAAAGAGGAUGAACGCAGGGUGCCGCCGAGUGUUCAGCGUCGCAAACGGGCCAAACGGCACAGUGCUCAAACCGAUGAAAGCGCUUUGAACACCAAGAGACGUCGUAUCGAUCUAGGACAACUGACCAACUAUUCGGAGACUGCCUCGUUGCCACUGGACGGCUCCUCUGAAGACGUGAACUCGGCGUCGCAGGGCCAAUGUUCGACGGUCUCUGUAUGCGAAUCGUCAGUGUCAACAGACACAACUCCAACGACUUCGCCGAUUGGUGUCUUGGACGCUCUAGGGACGUGCAUCAUCUGCGAAUCGCGUUCGCGAAACACGGCUUUUUGUCAUGGUCGUUCAGCCCAUAUCGUUGCGUGCUAUAAGUGCUCACGUAAAGUGCAGGAAAAGGGCCUUAAAUGCCCCCAAUGUCGUCGUAUCGUCGAGCGCGUCGUACGCCUUUACGUGUAGAUAAACUGUAUAUUUAUUACUUUUUUGGUUCGACUUAAACGGGCAAUUUCAAAUACUAACAGAAAUUUCGCAUGUAGCGGAAACCGAAAUGUGAAUAAAAUGAGAAAACAAAAAUCGAGCGUGAGAAGAACAACGCGGAAGAAAACAGUUUUUUUGACGAUUUGUCACUUGCGACUGAAGGAAUCGGUUGUAAGAUGGUGACGUAAACACCUACAAAAUUCGGAUAUUCGGCACGUCUUUGUUUGGUUUAAAAACUGCUUUUUUUUAAAUUUAGAUUUGGUAGUUCUAGCUUACUUAAGUUUUAAGUUUGUGACUUAUCGAUUAAGUAGUUCCGUUCAGAUAUCAUGCCACCCGGAUGGAGUUCUUUUCCAGCAAGAAACAUAUCUAGGCGUAACUUAGCGUACUUGCAGGCUUAAUACAUAUUACAUGUAGAAGGGAAAAAGACUAUUAGGAAAAAUAUAAUAAUAUAGGGUACAGAAACGAUCAGAAAAGGCACAAUUGGCGUCAUGUCAGAAAGCCAUGCCACCUGUCAAACGGUGAUUAAUGCACAACAGAUGGAUAUAUCUAUAUAUUUAAAUCUUAUAUAUAUAUAUAUAUAUAUAUAAUUAACAUUAUACAACUGACGUUCUGUUUUUACCUUCUUUAAUCUAAACGGAAGGAGAAACCCUUCAUAAUAUAAACCGCUAGUCAGAUUUCCGAUGCGUGGACACAAAAACAGGUAAUCCAGGGCAAAUCGGUGGCUGAGUCCUUUCGAGUUCGAAUAACCGUUCACGUGGAGACUAGACGCGUUUUCAAAUGGGACUGGGCAUCCAAGUUCCUUGAACAUUUUUUCUUAUAGUUUAAGGAAAAUCAAACAAAUAAAUUGGUAUACGAUCGUUAAAAUUUAUGUGGAAUACAGCUUAUGCAUCGUUCGAAGAAAACAAAGAAAAUCGACUAUUUCAAGCGUAAAAAAAUGCUACAAUUUGCGUGUGUGAACGUGUUAAAGCGAACAGUUACAUAGUUGUGUAACCCUUUAUUCUAUUUACUUGGGAUAACACACUGUUAUCGGUAAGAACCAGUCUAUCGUGAAUAUGGCAGUAACUACUUAGCAACGAAUGGAUACUAAUAAAACUCAAAUUAAUCCAUGGGAGUAUCUAUCGAUGAAGAUUAUCAAGUUCUUCUAUACGUGGCUACGGAAAUAACUUUUUUUGAUUCUUUGGGCACUGGCUGACAAAUUAUUGUUAAAAAAAUUUGUGUUUUAAUCGUUAGUUAUGCGAAGCGUUCUGCAGCGAAAGACCUGACACAUAGCUAAUUUCAUAAUGGAAGCUGUAAAUAAUAGUUUCUAUAUCUAUAACCCGCGUGGCUGAGAAUCCCAUGAAAUCGCGAAUCUUAGAUAAAACAUUUCAGCAGCAGGUUAAUUUUUUACAAUUGAUUCUGUAGAAAAAUGCAAUAAUUUAACAAAUUUCUAUUAAUUGAAGUUGAAAAUCAUUAGCAAUUGUUUUUGUAUUAGUGAAACAAACAUGGCGUAAAAUAGAAUUGACUGCGGUAAGCUAGCUAAUUGUUAUUUUUACAAGAAUAAAUCACAAAAAGUAGAAAAAAAACUAAAAAAGACUGGAUGAACCUAUUAUAGGAAAUGGGUGAUUAAUAAAAGCGAACGUAAUUCGUAA
Messenger RNA from Varroa destructor (honeybee mite), 5353 nucleotides. Its product is annotated as E3 ubiquitin-protein ligase Mdm2-like. Gene Ontology annotation, biological process: cell cycle; regulation of cell cycle; protein ubiquitination. Gene Ontology annotation, cellular component: nucleus. The record is from RefSeq and is a predicted model, not a curated record. Lineage: Eukaryota; Metazoa; Arthropoda; Arachnida; Mesostigmata; Varroidae. Gene Ontology annotation, molecular function: ubiquitin protein ligase activity.